Molecule: messenger RNA, 1164 nt
Organism: Zophobas morio
Lineage: Eukaryota; Metazoa; Arthropoda; Insecta; Coleoptera; Tenebrionidae
Product: 2-acylglycerol O-acyltransferase 2-like
Exons: 4
Coding region: 79-1164 (361 amino acids)
Biological process (GO): triglyceride biosynthetic process
Cellular component (GO): endoplasmic reticulum membrane
Molecular function (GO): diacylglycerol O-acyltransferase activity
Source: RefSeq, a predicted model, not a curated record
GAUAAACCCAACAAUAACGUUCCGCGUUAACUUGAAGUUCGAAAUCCAUAAAUCUAUUUCUCCUGAUUUCUUAUAAAAAUGCAAAUAUUAGGACUCAAAUUGAUCCCGUUAACUGAACCUUUACACCGACGAAAAGAAGCUUUGGCUGCAGGGGCAUAUUUUGCUAUGUUUUCGUAUGGAGGAUACUUAGGUGUACUGUUUGGUGUAUAUCUAUUGUUUACACGCUUUUGGUGGCUAUCAUUAAUAUACACCUGCUGGAUAUACUUGGAUAGAAAAACUUGUGAAACUGGCGGACGAUCGUCCCCCUGGAUACAAAAGUGGAGUUGGUGGCGUCACUUACGGAACUACUUCCCAGCACGUACAGUACUUGUGCCAGGUUUUAAACUAGAUCCAAAGAAAAAUUACUUUUUUGGUUGCUUUCCUCAUGGUAUAAUACCCCACGGUCCGUUCUCGUCGUUACUAAGUCCAGGAACUACAUUACAACAAAUAUACCCAGAAAUGACAGUUAAAAUAGCACCAAUGGAACAAUUCUUCCAUUUACCUUUUGUUAGAGAAUUAGUUCUCGGGAAAGGAGGGAUUUCUUGCUCGGCUAAAUCAUUGACUUACAUGUUAACUAGACCUGAAGGAGGAUUUGGAGUUAGUCUGUCUCCAGGUGGAGCAGCAGAAACAAUGUACGCACGACCAGGACAACAUAAAUUAGUACUGAAACACAGAAAAGGCUUUGUUAAAAUCGCUUUGAAAACUGGGGCAUCUUUAGUACCAGUUUUUACGUUUGGAGAAAUAGACUUGUUCGACCAAAUUCAACAUCCUUUAGUGUGCAGAUUUCAACUAUUUUUGAAAAAACUAUUUCAUUUUACUUUUGCUUUGCCUCUUGGAAGUGGGUUUUUUCAGACGUCUUUUGGUUUGAUUCCACGAAGAAAACCACUUUUCACUGUUGUGGGGCUACCGAUAGAUGUUGUUAGAGUCGAAAAUCCAACGCAAGAGGAAAUUGACGAGUUGCACCAGAAAUUCAUAAAACAGUUAGUUCACUUGUUCAAUACAUACAAAUAUGAUUAUUUGGUAGAUCCAGAAGCGAGUGUUUUAGAGUUUAAUAACACGUUGGCAGUACUGACGAAGUGCCACCUAACGAAUUUGUUUCUUAAACCAUAUGGAUACAACCCUUGA